UUUGUAUCAUUCGCUCUUUGUAUAUUAAACUUACAUACCCCUCGUGCACUAGAGAUUGUGUGAAAAUGAUUGAAUUCAACCAAAAUCCACCUCUUCUUCAUGACUACACUCAACUUCUUAACCAGUCAAGAGACAAAAUUGACGUAAAACGACUUGUGAACAACGACCAUGUACCGACCGAGAUCAUGGAAGAAUGCCAGCUUCCACUUAUCGACCUUAGCGGUUUGUGGAGCGAAAAUGAAGAGGAUCGGCUUUCUUGUGGUUUGGAGAUAUGUAAGGCUUCGGCUGAAUGGGGAUUCUUUCAGAUUGUUAACCAUGGAAUAAACCUUGAACUUCUUAGGAAGAUGAGGAAGGAGCAAGUGAAGUUGUUUAAGGCAUCAUUUGAACAAAAAGCCGCUCCCGGGCUUCUUAAUAACUCGUAUAGAUGGGGAAAUCAAACCGCGACAUGUCCUAAACAAUUAUCAUGGUGUGAAGCUUUCCAUGUUCCUCUUACAAAGAUUUCUGAUGAUAGCUGCUAUGGAGACUUCAAUUCUUUAAGGGAAGUGAUGCAAGAGUAUGCGGGCUCAAUGCAAGAACUUGCAAAGUCGAUAGCAAAAGUACUUGUGACGAAUAUGGGAGUACAAAGGGGGGCAUGGGAAGAGAAGUGCGAUGCGAGCACGUGUUUCAUGAGGUUAAAUCGGUACCCUCCGUGCCCCGUGUCUCCAGAGGUUUUCGGGCUCGUCCCCCACACGGAUAGCGACUUCCUCACGAUAUUGCACCAAGAUGAACAAGUUGGUGGGCUUCAACUUAUGAAAGAUUCGAAAUGGGUGGCAGUAAAACCUAAUCCUGAUGCCCUUGUUGUCAACAUCGGUGACCUUUUUCAGGCAUGGAGCAAUGACGUUUACAAAAGUGUGGAACACAAAGUAAUGGUAAACCGGGAAGUAGAGAGACACUCGAUAGCCUACUUCUUGUGCCCUUCUUACGAGUCGUUCAUCGGUUCUUGCAAAGAAGAAAGUUCGAUAUAUAGAAGCUUCACGUUUGGGGAGUAUCGAAGCCAAAUUCAACAAGAUGUUAAAACCUUUGGUCACAAGGUCGGUCUUCCAAGAUUUCUUGUGUCUACCGGUGGAGAUGCAUAAAUAAAUCCUGUUGAAUACUAGAUACAUAUAUAUAACUAAAUAUAUACAUGGUGCAAUUAUGUUAAAAGAUAAUGCACCACUAGAGGGUUGGGGGAUUUAAUUAUUUCAUUUGUCAUAUAACAGUUAUAUAUCUUAUUUGUAU
Molecule: messenger RNA, 1257 nt
Organism: Erigeron canadensis
Lineage: Eukaryota; Viridiplantae; Streptophyta; Magnoliopsida; Asterales; Asteraceae
Product: gibberellin 2-beta-dioxygenase 8-like
Exons: 3
Coding region: 66-1115 (349 amino acids)
Molecular function (GO): dioxygenase activity
Source: RefSeq, a predicted model, not a curated record